AUGGAAGAAAUGAAGAAGAAUGGUGUCUGGAUACCCGAAAGCAGUCAAAAACCAGUAAAGACAGAGUGGAUCGCUGGUUCUGUCAUUUUCACCUACUUUGAAGGGGACAUCGACAGUAUGGUAGAUGAACACUUCUCCAGAGCUCUGCGUAACCUCAAGAGGCCCCACGAAUGCAGUUCCUCAAGUCACAGUGACAAUGUGACCCUGAAGAACGGGGUGAAUAAAAUACGGACGGACACCAGCCACACGGAUAGAGAGCGCAAAGUCGAAGGUUUUUUAUUUUAUACAAAAUCCAGUCAAACUGAAAAUUCAGGAGAACUGAAAGACAUGCCUGUGGAGGGAAAGGGAACCAAUAAGAGCAUGCCCCCGAAUCACAGGCAUCUCUCUUCUUGGACAAAGCCACAGCCAGCAGCAUCUCCUGAAAAUGGCGCCAGAAGCAGCAGCUUGGAUGAAUAUGGUCCUAAGGCUAUGGAUCAGCGCUCACUGUCCAUGCCCAAGACGCCCUCUGCGCAUCCUCUGGAGCCGUGGCACUUCUCCUCUCUAGCGAGGCCAGGCUUCAUAGCGCCUGCCUACUUCCCUGUCUUUCCUGACAGGCAUCUGACUCCAGAGUUCUACCAUGUCUUUCCUGACAGGCAUCUGACUCCAGAGUUCUACCAUGUCUUUCCUGACAGGCAUCUGACUCCAGAGGUCUACCCUGAUGGGAGAUGUGGGUCCCUUCAACAUUUAGUCCAGCAAGAUAGAUACCAAAACCGUCCUCUGGAACCUGCUGCCAGGGAGAACUGCAGCCCUGCCAAGAUAGCUGGAAGCACAGGAUCGCUCAUGAACCUGCCUCCCUACCCAGUCCACUACAAGAAGAAACUCUGUGCUCGUGGAGCUGCCAGUGCCAGUCUUGAUGAUGAAAGAAGCCCGUCUCCAAAGAGAAGAAGAGAUGCCAACAAUUAUUAG
Molecule: messenger RNA, 945 nt
Organism: Mus caroli (Ryukyu mouse)
Lineage: Eukaryota; Metazoa; Chordata; Mammalia; Rodentia; Muridae
Gene: Vgll1
Product: vestigial like family member 1
Biological process (GO): regulation of DNA-templated transcription
Cellular component (GO): nucleus
Source: RefSeq, a predicted model, not a curated record